Messenger RNA from Suricata suricatta (meerkat), 3073 nucleotides. RefSeq names its product TNF alpha induced protein 2 (gene TNFAIP2). Gene Ontology annotation, biological process: exocyst localization; exocytosis. Bases 116 to 1804 code for a protein of 562 amino acids. Lineage: Eukaryota; Metazoa; Chordata; Mammalia; Carnivora; Herpestidae. The transcript is spliced from 12 exons. Gene Ontology annotation, molecular function: SNARE binding. The record is from RefSeq and is a predicted model, not a curated record. Gene Ontology annotation, cellular component: exocyst.
UUUUCCGCGCCUGCGGGGGCGGGGCGGGAGGGCGGAGUCUUCGACUAUUUCUGGCGGCGCCGGGCUUUGCUGGGACAGUGGCGGCCCGGCCCCGGACACAGCCUGAGCCAGGGCGAUGCUGAAGAUUAUGACAUUCUUCCAAGGCCUGCCAGGCCAGCAGACUGUCCGAGGGGUUCUUGACCUCCCCGGAAGCUCCCAGAAGUUGCCCUCCACCUCAGAGGCGGAAUCGGAGGCCUCCAUGUCAGAGGCCUCUUCCGAGGACCUGGUGCCACCCCCAGAGGCCAAGGGAGCCCCGGACACCGAUGAGGUCGAGGCUACCAAGAAGAAGAAGAAGAGGCCAAAAGGACUGGCCAACAUGUUCAGCGUCUUCACCAAAGGAAGGAAGAAGAAGGGUCAGCCCAGCCCAGCAGCACCAGAGGGCCAGCCAGAGUCCCAGCCUGAGCUGAGUGGCCCGCUGCCCACAGUGGAGGAGCUCAAGGCGGACCUGGAGCGCGGGCGGCUGGAGGCGGCGCGGCCGCUGCUCCUGCUGGAGCGCGAGCUGCGGGCGGCGGGGACCCGUGGUCUGAGACUGAGAAGCAGGGAUGGGCAGGGCGAUCGAGUUCUGGGCCUGCCAGAGACUGAGGCUGCGAAGGUGGGCUCCUGUGCGGGUGGUGCUGCCGAAGGGGUGCGGGCUUCCUCACGCCAGCCCCCCUGUGCCUGCAGUGACAUCAUCAACAGCCCCAAGCUGGCUGGGGAGCUACAGAGACUGAGGCUGGGGAGCCUCCUGCCCCCCCGGCAGAUCCGGCUGCUGGAGGCCACGUUCCUGUCCAAUGAGAUGGCCAGUGUGAAGGAGCUGACGGCCCGUGCCCUGGAUCUAGAGUGUCAGCGCUGGACCCGGGAUGUGGCUCCCCAGAGGCUGGACAGCCACUGUCACAGCGAGCUGGCCAUCGACAUCAUCCAGAUCCUCUCCCAGAGCCAGGCCAAGGCUGAGAGCAUCACCCUUGACCUGGGCACGCAGAUAAAGCAGGUGCUGCUGGCGGAGCUGGCCACGUUCCUGAGGAGCUACCAGCGAACCUUUGAUGAAUUUCUGGAGAGAGGCAAACAGCUGAGAAAUUACAGGGCCAAUGUCAUUGCCAAUAUCAACAACUGCCUGUCCUUCCGGACAGCCAUGCAGCAGAGGUGGCAGACACAAGACCUCCCGGGCCACCUGCUGGCCCCCUUGAGUGAGCUCAAGAGUCACGGCUUUGACACCCUGCUCCAGAGCCUGUUUGGGGGCCUGAAGCCGCUGUUUAAGAGGUUUACGCAGACCCGCUGGGCCGCCCCCGCACAGACCCUGGAGGAAAUCAUCGCCGCCGUGGGUGAGCGGCUGCCUGAGUUUUCGGCACUGCAAGACUGUUUCCGGGAGGAGCUCAUGGAGGCUGUGCACCUGCACCUGGUGAAGGAGUACAUCGUCCGCCUCAGCAAGCGGAGCCUGGUCCUCAAGACCUCGGAGCAGCAGCAGCAGCUGGCGGGUCACAUCCAGGCCAGUGCCGACCUCAUCCAGCGCUUCUGCACUCAGAACGGCUCCCCAGCGGCCUGGCUGCAUCACGCCCUCCCCAAGCUUGCCGAGAUCAUUCGCCUGCAAGACCCCAGUGCCAUCAAGAUUGAGGUGGCCACUUAUGCCACCUGGUACCCUGACUUCAGCAAGGGCCACUUGAGUGCCAUCUUGGCCAUCAAGGGAAACCUGUCGAGCAGUGAGGUCAAGAGCAUCCGAAGCAUCCUGGAUGUCAGCACAGGAACACAUGAGCCCUUCAAGUCCCUAUUUUCACUUAUAAAAGUUGGUUAGCUUUUCCUGCCACCUGAUCUGCUUUGAGCACCCAGGAAGCAUCGGACAGCACCCCCCUUGGUGGGCAACCACCCCACUUGGGGUCAGUUUAGACCAGUGCCCCGCUUCUUGGCCCCUCAGGAGGCUUCCUGCCUGUUGCUGCUGCUUCUGCCCAGCAUGGCUAAGGCAUGAGCCCCUGGGGAGCUCGGAUUGGAGGGGCCCCCGUUUGUUUACCUGCCUGGCUUGGGGCGGGACACCCAGCUGGGUUCAGCACGUCUAUGGAAUUGAAGGCAGAAUUGGAAAGGAAAGAAGGAGAGAUGAAUUUUCAUCUAGGGCCUGGGCCUCCUGGGUCCUCCACACUUGGACAGGGGCACCUCCACGGGUCCUCUGCGAAGUCAGCCUGAGGUCUGGAUAGGGCACACUUGACCUCUGACCCCUUGGCCUCUGUAUCAGUGUCCUAUUGCUGCUGUAAUCCAUUUCCACACACGUGAUAGUUUCAACCAGAACUUAUCUUUCAGUUCUGGAGGCCAGAAGUCUGACUUCUGUCUCAUGGGCUAAAACCAAGGUCUCAGCAGGGCUGGUUCCUUCUGGAGGCUCCAGAGGGACUCUCCUUGCUUUUCCCAGUUUUUAGUGGCCGCCUGAGUAUCUUGGCCCCUGGCUGCCUUCCAUCUUCAAAGCCAGCAGCGGCCCGUCAGGUUCUUUUCACAUCACAGACCUCCUCUCUUGGCCCCCGUUUUCCACUUUUAAGGAUGCUUUUGAUGACCUUUGGCCCACCUAGAUAAUCUGGGAUCACCCCUUAUUUUAAGGUUAGCUGGUCAGCAGCCUUAAUUCCCCCUGCGACCUCAGCCCCUUGGCCUCGGACCCUGACAUCAUCACAGCUCCAGGUGUCAGGAUGUGGGCAUCUGGGGGGGAGGCAUUAUUUUGCCCCCUGCAGCCUUCCUGCAUCCCUGCCCUGCAGGGCACCUAUCCGACCCCGGGAACGUAUGGCCUCCGUUGCGCUCUCAGGCCUCUGCCCACCCACAGGCCCCUCCAGCUCUGGCAGGUGCAGUUUGGACUUGGGCGUGCCUCAGCCAUGGGCCUCUGAGCACUGCGCCGGGCGUGUCCCCUCUUUCCAGGUACUGUGGCCAGGAGCCGCCCUUGUAAAUGGGCACAAAGGCCUCUGUACAUCAAUAGGAGUUAGUGUGUUUGAUGUUGUUAAUAUUAUUUUUGAUAGUAUUGCUUUUGUAUGUAUGUACCCAGGACACGGUCCAGAUUUUUACAGCUUAAUAUAAAAAACUAAUUUCAAAAGCG